AUGUCCGAUACCUUAUCGCAACCCCUCCCAACGAUAGAGAACGAAAAUGAAAUUAUCGCCCUUAUCAAACCUAACCCCCGCCAAAUUCUAAGAAUUUGUUUGAACUUGAAGAAAUUAAUUGACACCACCAUCACCUCCAAAAAAUCAAUUUCUGAUAUCAGCAAGCUUGCUAAAUCGAAAAAAACUAUCCAAUUGGCCCUUGAGGCGUGCGGUGGUAAAGGCGAUGGCGAACCAAACACCUCAUCAAGAAAGUACCGAUCUAGCAUCGUGUUUUGUUUGUUGGUGGUCACCAACUGGUACAGCAAAAUCAUGACGAUCGACUACAAUGAGUACGAUACCAGCAGCUCCAGAAAAGAUUUCAGUGAAUAUUUGUCACGGCAUUUAAUUGAACAUUUCAUGGCCACCAGGGACGAGACCUAUUUGUUUAUCAAUGUGUUAUGCACCAAAUUCAGCGUCAAUUUGAACGACGUUGACCAACCGGCAAAAAAUGCCUUGGAAGUGGCAAUUGAUCUUCAUUCGAUCCCGGUGAUCACCUCCAAUGGAUUCCAAAAAUGUAUCAAGUAUUUAUGGAGAGGGUGGAUCGUCCAGAGCGCGGAAGACGGUAACACUUAUCAAGUCGAUGUCAAUUACAGUAGCUCCGAAUUUUUAAGCCACUUCAACCCCAACAGAUUGAAGGCUCCGAAAUACCAGAAUUAUUUGGAAAUUUUCUUCUCCAUCAUUUAUUUAAUUUUGUUCACUUUCAUCAUUAACUGUGAAGAUAAACGAGAGUAUUUGUUGUUUGAAAUUGGGUUUUAUAUGAUGACGUUCUGCUUCUUGGGUGAUGAAUUGAUCAAUGUUUAUCACGUUGGCUUGGAUUAUUUGAAAUUCUGGAAUUACUUCAAUAACACCAUGUAUAUUUUCAUCACUGUGGCGUUUAUUACCAGAACUCUUCUCCCUACAACCAUCUUCGCUGAUGGUGAUGACAAUGAAAUCACCGCGUUCAAAAUCCUCAGUUGUGUGGCUCCAUUUAUGUGGACUCGACUCUUGUUUUACUUGGAUUGUUUUGAAUAUAUCGGGGUAAUCAUCGUGGUGAUUGCCAAAAUGAUGAAGGAAUCUUUCUUGUUUUUCGUGUUGUUGUCAAUCAUCGUCAUUGGGUUUCUCCAAGGUUUCAUUGGGCUCGAUACUAGUGAUGGGGAAAUCGAUAUGUUCCCAAAGAUUCUUCAUUCAAUGAUCAAAUCGAUUAUUGCCGGAGCCCAAUUCCCAGUAUUUGACUCAUUGACCCCACCAUACUCGGUUUACAUUUAUUACGUGUUUCGUUUCUUGAUCAAUGUCAUGCUCAUGAAGAUCCUUAGUGCGUUGUACAAUAAUUCUUAUAAAGAGACAGUCGGUCAUUCGUCAAAUGAAUAUUUGGCAUUAUUCAGCAGUAAGGUUCUCAGAUACAUUAGAGCUCCCGAUGAGUUUGUUUAUAUUCCUCCUUUGAACAUUGUUGAAUGGGUGAUGAUUUUAUUAUCUGCGCCAUUUGGAGUAUCUCGUCAAGCAUUUGAUAUAAUAAAUUUCUACAUUUUACAAGCGAUAUAUUCUCCAGCGUUGUUUCUCAUUGCGGUUAGCGAGCUUAAGGAAGCCAGAAGAAUCAAGUACAAUAGAAUGAAGAAUCUCAGUGAUGAUUGCAAUGAAACAGAUUUGGAAUGGGAUUUGACCGAUGGGUUUAGAGAAUUGCAAAAUUCCGAUGAAACCGAUAUGAACGAUGCUGAAUACAACGAUACUGUUAUUAGACAAGGAGCCAAGUUACAAAGAUUGGCAGAAAGAGAAGAUCCCGAAUUUUUGGUGAAUUUGAACGAGUUCAACAAGAAGCUUAUCGAAAACGAGGACCCAGUACCAGUCGCUGCCAAACCGGCGGUCCCAAGCGAUGGAGCAGAUAAAGUUGUUGGGGCCGAUAUUGCCAAUUUGGGGGUGCAAAUUACUACCUUGUUAUCUUGUGUUGAAAAGAUCAGCACUGAUAAUAAGAAGUUAUUCAAGGAGAAUGAAGAAAUUAAGAAGAAAUUGAAGAAAUUAGAGGAUGCCUAG
This is a messenger RNA of Saccharomycopsis crataegensis, 2043 nucleotides long. RefSeq lists its product as uncharacterized. Lineage: Eukaryota; Fungi; Ascomycota; Saccharomycetes; Ascoideales; Saccharomycopsidaceae. The transcript has a single exon. Bases 1 to 2043 code for a protein of 680 amino acids. The record is from RefSeq and is a predicted model, not a curated record.